Molecule: messenger RNA, 1054 nt
Organism: Abrus precatorius (Indian licorice)
Lineage: Eukaryota; Viridiplantae; Streptophyta; Magnoliopsida; Fabales; Fabaceae
Product: calmodulin-like protein 1
Exons: 1
Coding region: 59-625 (188 amino acids)
Molecular function (GO): calcium ion binding
Source: RefSeq, a predicted model, not a curated record
UUGAAGCCAAAAAUAUUUGUGUAUAUUUUCUUUAGCAUCUAAGUCCCAAAAAUAGGCCAUGUCGAAUUUGAGUUUCCUUCAGUUUCAUUAUAGCAACUCUUUGGGGAAGUCAUCUCCACCCAAAAGUCCCACCCUGAAGAGAAACAACUUCAUGUCAAGACAGACAUCAAGUGCAGGGUGUAAUUUUCAGCCAAAACAAGAGGAAAUGAAAUGGGUGUUUGAAAAGUUUGACACCAACAAAGAUGGCAAGAUUUCCAUUGAAGAGUAUAAAGCAGCUAUGAGGACUAUGGGCCUGGGCCUUGGUGACACUGAGGCUGUUGAGUCUUUUCAGGCCAUGGACUCUGAUGGAGAUGGUUUCAUUGAUUUCAAAGAGUUCAUGGAAAUGUUCAAUUUAGAGGAGAAGGUAAAAGAAACGGAGAUUAAGAGUGCUUUCCAAGUGUUCGAUUUGAAUGGUGAUGGGAAAAUUAGUGCAGAGGAAUUGUCCCAAGUUCUCAAAAGGCUUGGAGAGAGUUGCAGCCUUGGUGCUUGUGAAAGAAUGGUGAAGGGGGUUGAUGGAAAUGGGGAUGGCUUUAUAGACUUGCAUGAGUUUAUGAGGAUGAUGACGAGUGCCAAGAAAAUGCCCUAACUGAUCAUAUGUUUUCGUGUGCCCAUGUCUUAUUGUCUUUUCCUCAACUCUCUUUUUAUUUCUUGUGUUGUUCAUAUCUAUUUUAGGCUGCUAGAUUCAUCAUUUAAUAACUUAGUUUCUGGAUAUUUCUCUUGCUAGUAAAUGUGAAAGGGGUGUUGCGUUCUAUUAUAAAUAGGAUCAAUAUUUAUUCUUAUUCGUUGUGAUCUCUUUCAGCCAAACCAGAUACAAAGCUGCUAUGGAAUCAGAACCUGGAUCGUUUGAAUUAAUUAGAGAAAUAAAUGUCUAAACAAUGUUAAAAUCAGAUUCAACUUUGGAGUAGAAUCGCUUUUAAUUCAAUUUCAAUUGAUUGACAUUUAAGAUAAGAUAAAUUCUGUUAUACCCACAAAAAAAUUUUAAAGUUGACAAAUUUUAAUCAAUAAUAUUUAGAUA